This is a messenger RNA of Fukomys damarensis (Damara mole-rat), 4351 nucleotides long. It is a transcript of the gene Sncb, whose product is annotated as synuclein beta. Gene Ontology annotation, molecular function: cuprous ion binding. Gene Ontology annotation, cellular component: cytoplasm; axon terminus; neuronal cell body. The record is from RefSeq and is a predicted model, not a curated record. Lineage: Eukaryota; Metazoa; Chordata; Mammalia; Rodentia; Bathyergidae. Gene Ontology annotation, biological process: synaptic vesicle endocytosis; chemical synaptic transmission; synapse organization. The transcript is spliced from 5 exons. The coding region runs from base 33 to 437 and encodes 134 amino acids.
UGCGGUGUCUUCGCCCUCCCCAGGCCGCCAGGAUGGACGUGUUCAUGAAGGGCCUGUCCAUGGCCAAGGAGGGCGUUGUGGCUGCCGCUGAGAAAACCAAGCAGGGGGUCACGGAGGCCGCGGAGAAGACCAAGGAGGGCGUCCUCUACGUCGGAAGCAAGACCAGAGAGGGAGUGGUACAAGGUGUGGCCUCAGUGGCUGAGAAAACCAAGGAGCAGGCAUCACAUCUGGGAGGAGCUGUUUUCUCUGGGGCUGGGAACAUCGCGGCAGCUACAGGCCUGGUGAAGAAAGAGGAGUUCCCCACUGACCUGAAGCCAGAGGAAGUGGCCCAGGAAGCUGCUGAGGAGCCACUAAUUGAGCCCUUGAUGGAGCCAGAAGGGGAGAGUUAUGAGGAACCACCGCAGGAGGAGUAUCAGGAAUAUGAGCCAGAGGCCUAAGGGACCAGGACGGCCCCCCACCAGCAGCACAAUUCCUUCCCUGUCCCUGCCCCACCCCCCAGAGCCAGGGCUGUCCUUCUACCCUUUCCCCCAAAAACACGAGAUCUUCCUUCUCCGAGGCGCCCCCUUGGAGCCUGUGUCAGUGUCUGUCCAUCUGUCUGUCAUACCCACCCGAGUCCAACCCUGGGGUAUGGACUGGGCCGGGGCUUCCGCCACGGCUAGGAAUCUCGUCCCACCAUUGUGGCCCCUUCUGGUCCCACCCUGUCCAGUGUCUGCGCGGAUGUAGCAUGUUCUAUGUAUUUUUAAACGAAGAUAGGAAAGCGAUGGCUCCUCCAACACCCGCGACAGAGGCUCUCCGAGGGGCUCCCGGGCAGCCCCAGAGCACCCCACCCGACUCCCACUUCGACCCAAGAACUUUUUUUUUUCAAAACCAAAACCAGGAGCCAGGCUGCGCCAUGCCCCUCCCUUAGCCGGCCCGGUCCGAGCACAGGCGACGUGUGUUGUGAUUGUGGCAUGGAGAGUCCCCCACCCCACCUCAGUGUGAGCGUGUCCCGGGCGGGCGGGCCCGGCCGCCCCCGCGUGUGUCCAUGAAUAAAGCCAAUCUGUCUGUAGCCAGCGCUGCAUGGGCAGGGCUGAGCGCCUGAUGGCGGAGGCAGGUGGGCUUCCGGGCCCUGGAGUGGCCCUCUGCCCUUUGGGAUCUGGCACACUGGACCCAGGCACAGGACUGGCUGCCGGGACCCCGAUUUAUGCGUCUUCUCUUCGCCCCUGCCCAAGACCUGGAGGUUAGAGGAGGGUGCCCCCUGGGUUGGGACGCACAGUUGACUGGGAGGCGGAAAGGUGGCUCGCGGCGCCACCUGCUGGGCUGUAACGCAAUUACUGGAGGUACAAGGCCAUGGGAAGCACAGCGCCGCAAAGGCAGGGGGACGCGCGUGCAAGUAGGCAGGCCCUCACGCGCGAACCCGCGUGUACGUACCCCCGGCCAGCUCACAUGUGCACACGCGUGCAGACACGAGCGCUCUCUUAGCUGUACAUGCGCCUCGGAGAAGCCUUCAGAAAUCAGCUGUGCUUUUACACGCAGAGCUUUUCCCGCUGCAGAACGCGUACACAUGCAGGCCUUCACCCACACCUGCCCAAAGCAGAAAAAUUCGGCAAAGGGGAGUGGAAGUGGGUCAAUCCUCCAGAAGAGGACAGAGCUCUGGCAUGCAGUGUUCUACUCCUCCCAGAAGGGCGCCUGAAAGUUUGAGUUCUCCCCGAAAUGGGUCUGCAGACAUCCAGGAAGGCGUCCAGGAACCUUGAGCAGACCAGGACCGGCACUAGGGGGCCCCCAAUACCGCCUCAGAAUGAGGAAGAAAGAGGGGAGUGAUCCUGUGGGUUCUGCGCAGAAGCCCCGCCCCCGGCAGAGGAAAACUCUGCUUUUAUUGGCUCAGAAGCUCCGAGCCCCGCCCCGAUUUGGGCAGCGCCCCUGCCCUCUUUCGCUGCAGCGGCCCUGACCCUGACAUGCAGGAGUCAGGCAGGGCUUUGCGGCAGAGGCCCCCAGCCUCUCCUGCGAAGUCCCGCCCACUUUUGUGCUUUAGCCCUAGCUCAGUUCUGAGCCAAAGCCCAAGCCUCCACCUUCAGCCCCAAAGCUGGAAGAUGCUUGCUCUAUUUAACCCCACCUCCAAGCAUCAGUGCCUCCUUCUCCCCGGGAUCAUCCGAGGCGAUUCCAAUCCUGGAAAGGCCUUGAGCACGGCGGGAGACCAGUAUGCAAGGGUCACCUUGGCCUGCAGUGUGUGGGGGGGUUAUUUCUAGAAGCACCUGGCAGAUGGGAGGGAGGGAGAGACAGAGAGAGAGAGUGUGUGUGUUUCUGCGUUUAGAGAGAACAGGUGGGUUUGGAUUCUCUAGCUCAAGUGAAUGAGGAUUGAAGGAGCUUGAAAUCCCUUUGGGCUGAUUUAAGUCUCUAUGUGCAACUCCUGAGGGAUGGCGAACUCAUGACCCUCGGGCUGAAUAGGGCUUCUAGAUGCAUUUCAUUUGCUAGCACCAGGUUUUAAAUUUUUAAAAUCUGAAUACCUUUGGGCUGUGCAUUCCUUUUCCAGUUGGCCCCUGUCCCUUCGUCCCUUUCCCUCCUUACUAUAUUACACCUAUCCACUUAUUUCAUUUUCACGAACUGCCUGCCCUGUAGAGUUUGUGACUUCCAAUCCAACAACUGCACCUGAUACCCAUUUUUAGAUGCCAAAACCAGGUUUACCACCUGGCCUGAGGGGAGAUUUAUUACUACUUCUCUGGUGCCAAGCCCUACACCUGGCCCCACUGAGAAUGGUUCUGCACAGAGGGCAGCGUUCUCAUCUGCCAGGACCGCUUUAAAUGCAUUCCAGGCACAGGCCCAGAAGUGUCAGCAGAAGACGUCAGCCCUGUGUCAGAUGGUAGUGUAGCCCACACAGCUCACGGGCUCCUCCCACGUGACAGGCAGGGGGCCAUUUCCCAAGUGACCAGUAUAUCCCAGGCAUGUGGUGCUUAUCACUACUAAUUUCGCUUGAAACUGACUUCAAGGGUUCCUUGUUGUGAGGCCCAGUUUAUAGAUGAGGAGACGCAGGUUGGAGAGGCAUAGCUACCUGCCCUGGUCACAUUGCUAGGAAGUGGCAAAGGCCACAGUGAGCCCCAGGACUGACUGCAAAGGCCAACACCUUUGGAAUUUCCAAAACAAGCAUUUUCUCUCUUUGAGGACAGACAAACAAAUGAAGCACACCCACAAUAGGAAAACAUGGUGAAGCAGCAACGUGAAAAUUACACACACUUGUGCAAUACCAUGAAGAUGGGGAGCAACAUUGUGUGUUUGUGAAUUUGAGCUGUGUGCACACGCACUUGUGGCAUGGGCAUGUGUAUCUGCUAUGUCUGUAUCUGUGAUCACGUGUGUACACAGAUGUUGCCCAUGUGUGUCGUAUGCAUGCACUUAGUCACCGGACAAUGUGUGUUACACAUCUGCUCUGUCUUAGAAGUGAGUGAUGUGAGGGAACAGUCCUGCAGGCUGAUGCUCUGUCAGCUCACCUCCCAUUGAUCAUAAAAUGAUGAACAAGAUGAUUGCAAGUUUCAUGACGAACAUAAGAAAGAGCAAUGUGGUAGAGUCCUAGGGAGAGAGGCAGUGAAAAGCAACAUUAAAAUAAGGUGGCUGGGCCAGGUAUCUGAGGGGGUGAGGCAGAACUGGAACUGAAAAGAAAGAGGGCAGAGUGGGGACAUCUUUAGAAGACCAAGUGUUGCAGGUGGAGGAGUGCCCACUUCUGGGUUUGUGUGCAAAAGUGUGCAACCAAUGAGACUGAGGCUUGUCAGGGGCCUUCAGAGGUCUGUGCACUAGGUCCACCCUGACUGGCCCCUAAUUUCUCUUCCUUUGCUUGUGUUCUUUCCUUCAUCGAGACAAGCUGCCCUCAACUCUGCCUGUUUAAAUCUUUCCUUCUUGCCACUGCUCAGUGGACCAGAGCAACUUCUCACCACCCUUCCCUUCUCUUGUUCGGAUGCACACAGAAACCCUCUUCCCACCCAUGUCAGCACCCGGAGGCCUUGCUGGGUGGCUACCUGGAGAAUUGCCCUCCCCUUGAUGAAAGACUGGAGGCCGUCCUCGUGUCCCCACUGUUCAUCUGUCUACCUACCCCCACUGCCCAGUAAUGCAGCUUCCUGGCUUUCUCUGGAACUUUAUUUUUGUUUUCUCCCUUCCCUAUUUAUAGCUCUCUCCCCUCCAAACCAUCCCUGCAUCUAUCCUGUUGCCUAGAAACAAGCUCUGGGCUGAGGGUGGGGGAAGGCCAGACGGAGCCCUGGCAGGGAGAAAGGAAAAUAUGUCACCCACCCCCUCUCUCGGCAGCCCCCCCACCGGCUCCCAGAAGCCCGCUGUGCCCUCUGCCCAUCACCCAUGGAUGUUUUUUAAAGAAUAAAACAAAAUGUGAAAAACA